CCAGCAUCUCUCUCUGUUUUGUUGAGAUCCUCUCUCUCUCUCCCUACAGCUCUACUCCCUCCCUCCCUCCCUCUCUCUCUCUCUCUCUCUCUCUCUCUCUCUGAAAGAUGAGCACAGGGACCAGCACCUUUGUGAUCAGAUGGAUCAACUUUCUCACCAUGCUGAUAGCAGUCGCUGUAAUUUGCUUUGGUGUGUGGAUGAGUAUCCACCAUGAUGGUUGUCGAAAGUCCCUAACUCUUCCUGUGCUGGGUCUUGGUGCCUUCAUCCUUCUCAUAUCAUUAAUUGGGUUUAUGGGCGCCCUGAAGAAUAUUGCCGCAUUGUUGUGGAUUUAUUUGGUGGUGUUGUGCUUGGUCUUGAUUGCGAUUCUAGUGUUCACGGUGUUGGCGUUCAUCAUAACAAAUAAUGGUUCUGGUCAUGCUGCUCCUGGACUGAAGUACAAGGAGUAUCAACUCAAGGAUUACAGUUCUUGGUUUCUAAAACAACUGAACAACACACAGAACUGGGAACGCUUGAAGAGCUGUCUUGUGAAAUCUGAAGACUGCAACAACUUGCCCAAGAAAUACAAGAAUCUUAAACAGUAUAAACUGGCAAAACUGACCCCCAUAGAGGCUGGUUGCUGUCGGCCACCAUCUGAGUGUGGAUAUCCUGCCGUCAACGCAUCCUACUAUGAUUUGAGUUUUCAUCCGAUCAGCACAAACAAAGACUGCAAGCGGUACAAAAACUCUCGGGCCAUCAAGUGUUACAGUUGUGAUUCUUGCAAGGCUGGGGUUGCGCAGUACAUGAAAACUGAAUGGAGAGUCGUUGCUAUCUUUAAUGUGGUUCUGUUUGUUGUUCUGUCCAUGAUAUACUUUGUCGGGUGCUGUGCAAGAAGAAAUGCCUCAAGGAAUCUUUCAAAGACCUGAAAAAAAUGGCCCUUUAACACUCGUUAAGCUAAAAAGACUCGACUCAUUUGAGGUGAACCGUUCAGGGAGUUUGUUUGGUGUUUUGUGUAACUCUUACACGAUUCGAUGGCCUGGGUUCAAUGGGGGAUGAUUAGAGAAGGCCCACAGCUUUCUAUCAGGGGCGACAUCAAGUCUGUUAUAUAGUGAAAUUCUUUCGCCAAAUGAUCAAAUGUUACAUUUCCUCCUAUCAAUUCCUUUGAUCAUUCUGUAUCUGUGUACUGGAGAUUUGUAAAUGUUGAAUUGAACUUUGGGCAUUGGCCAUGAUAAUACAUAUCUAGAAGCUUGUUUUUUGCAUUUUUGUUUAUUGAAUCUUGCUGCUAUGUAUAGCUGGCUAUGUUGUUGUAGCGAAUAUUCUGCACAAUAUGAAUGCAACUACAAAAAAUACCUGGUCAGCUUGUUAAGGUA
Magnolia sinica is the source of this 1346-nucleotide messenger RNA. Its product is annotated as tetraspanin-10. The coding region runs from base 108 to 902 and encodes 264 amino acids. The record is from RefSeq and is a predicted model, not a curated record. NCBI's taxonomy places the organism in Eukaryota, Viridiplantae, Streptophyta, Magnoliopsida, Magnoliales, Magnoliaceae. Gene Ontology annotation, biological process: auxin-activated signaling pathway. The transcript has 11 exons. Gene Ontology annotation, cellular component: plasma membrane; plasmodesma.